AUGCCGCGGGAAGUCGACCCUUCUCUCAAUGAGAAGCAGUUCGUCACCCAGGCGCUAGAAGAAAACCUGCGCCUUGACGGCCGCGAGUUUGACCAGUACCGUCCGUUGGAGCUCACCUUUGGCGAGCAGUAUGGCGUCGCGGACGUUACACUAGGCAAGACGAGAAUCCUCGCCAAAGCCACCGCCGAAGUAACCGUCCCCUACGCCGACCGCCCCCUCGACGGCAUCUUCACCAUCGCCACGGAACUCAGCCCCAUGACCUCCCCCUCCUUCGAAGUCAACCGCCCCACCGAAACCGAAGUCCUCCUCUCCCGCCUUCUCGAAAAAACCGUCCGCCGCUCCGGCGCCCUCGACACCGAAUCCCUCUGCCUCGUCGCAGGCCAAAAAUGCUGGUCCGUCCGCGUCGACGUCCACGCUCUCUCCCACGACGGUAACCUGACCGAUGCCGCGUGUCUCGCUGUCGUAGCUGCCCUGCGGCAUUUCCGCAAGCCGGAUACGAGUAUGGAUGCGGGGGUGUUGACGGUGUAUACGCCCGCGGAGAGGGAACCGGUGCCGUUGAGCUGGCUGCAUUCGCCGUUUUGUGUGACGUGGAGUUUUUUUGGGGAGGAGGGGGAGACGGCGGUGUUGGAUGCGACAUGGUUGGAGGAGCAGGUGAGGGUGGGGAGUUGUACGGUUAGUUUGAAUCGGCAUGGGGAGAUUUGCCAGAUUGCGAAGUUGGGCGGGACGCCGGUGAAUGCGGUGGUGCUGUUGCAGUGUACGGGUGUGGCGCUGGCGAAGGUGAAGGAGUUUGACGAGCUGGUGGAUCGGAGGCUGACGGAGGAUUUGAAGAGGAGGGAUAAGGGCGGCUUUAUGGCGGAGUUGAGGGCGGAGAAUGAUAGGUGA
Dichotomopilus funicola is the source of this 882-nucleotide messenger RNA. RefSeq names its product ribosomal protein S5 domain 2-type protein. Gene Ontology annotation, biological process: nuclear mRNA surveillance; nuclear polyadenylation-dependent mRNA catabolic process; exonucleolytic trimming to generate mature 3'-end of 5.8S rRNA from tricistronic rRNA transcript (SSU-rRNA, 5.8S rRNA, LSU-rRNA). Bases 1 to 882 code for a protein of 293 amino acids. Gene Ontology annotation, molecular function: mRNA 3'-UTR AU-rich region binding. The transcript has 2 exons. The record is from RefSeq and is a predicted model, not a curated record. Gene Ontology annotation, cellular component: nuclear exosome (RNase complex); cytoplasmic exosome (RNase complex). NCBI's taxonomy places the organism in Eukaryota, Fungi, Ascomycota, Sordariomycetes, Sordariales, Chaetomiaceae.